AAACCUUGUUUACUUCUCUGUGUUUAUUCUUUUCACUGCCAUGGAAGGUGAUACUGGGUGUAUUAACCAGAACACCAUUACAAAAAAGCACCUACGCCACUGGUGGAAUCAGCUGUGGUCUGCACAUACACAGCUUAUUGUUUGUAUUUGUUUUGAAUUUGGUUUGUUUGUCUUCAUGCAAUACAGUGCCGUAAGAAUGGAUUGGUGAUUUUCUCAAUAAAACUUGACUGAAAACCUGGCACCCUGAUGAUGCCGCAUCUGGCCGUGACUUCGCAUGUCAAAUGUCAAGAAAAACUAACCUUAUUUUUCUCUUUUCAUUAUAAAAGACAUGAUUGCCUACGAAUUGAUGAUUUUAUAUAGGCUGAUGCCUAAGCCUGAACUAAGAACUGCUCUAAAAAGAACAUCCGAAACAAUCUUCCAGAAAGGGGGCAUCAUACGUAAAUUAGAGAACUUGGGAACAAGAGAUUUACCGUUUAAAAUCAGUGUGCAUGGUGUGGUUUACAACAAAGCUGACUAUUUCUUAUUUGAAUUCAAUGCACCGCCGUCAUCUAUAGCGAGUCUGUUCGAUGAGUACAUCAGGGAUGUGUGAUGUAGUACGAAGAAGACUAUAUAAGAAAACUGAACCAGUAGGAUUUGAAUGUACCUUGGACAAUGAAAUGAAACCUCCACCAUACAGAAAUGAUGUGCUAAACCUCAUAGAACAAGCUAAAUCACAACAAGGGAAACCUAAAUUUGAGUACAAUACUAAUUUAGACCAUUAUCCUUUCCAAAAGUGAAGUGUUUCCUGCAAACACAAGUUGUUAUUCAUUUAUUAAAUGUAGGUGUUAAUUAGUGAUACUAUAUGUUUGCUCCAGCACAGUAAGGAAUGAGAAACAGUUCAUAAAUUAAUAUCUGUGGAAAUAUAGUGAAAGAUAAAAUGGAUGCAUUAGUACAGUUUUAACUUUUCUAACAUGGGGUAUGUAGAACAGACAUACUCAUACAGAGUCCAUUUGAUAUGGAUGUGUUUGUCAAAAAUACAUACGAACUACAUAAAAAAGAACAAGAAACUAUUUUUUUUUUCCUAUAUUCCAGUCCUGCACUGUCAACUUUGAACUACAACACUGUUUAUAUAUCACAAGCAAUUUCCCAACAUUCCUCACAGCUUUGACUGUCUCCUUUAAUCUGGUUUCACUAUACAGGGUGUUAAUUAUGUACCAUAAAUUUAACAGAUGAUUCUUUGAGUAAUUUUAUGGCAAAAAGGGCAUUAAACAUACGACCGCAAAUUCUAAAUUCUCAAGAUAUGGGGCCAUUCAAGUACUACGUAAGCAGAUUUAUUA
Molecule: messenger RNA, 1316 nt
Organism: Acanthoscelides obtectus
Lineage: Eukaryota; Metazoa; Arthropoda; Insecta; Coleoptera; Chrysomelidae
Source: the annotation of a GenBank genome assembly